Messenger RNA from Malassezia sympodialis ATCC 42132, 1026 nucleotides. RefSeq lists its product as uncharacterized. Bases 1 to 1026 code for a protein of 341 amino acids. The record is from RefSeq and is a predicted model, not a curated record. The transcript is spliced from 2 exons. Gene Ontology annotation, cellular component: nucleus; cytosol. Gene Ontology annotation, molecular function: adenosine kinase activity. NCBI's taxonomy places the organism in Eukaryota, Fungi, Basidiomycota, Malasseziomycetes, Malasseziales, Malasseziaceae. Gene Ontology annotation, biological process: purine nucleobase metabolic process; purine ribonucleoside salvage.
AUGGUGCAGACACAGAACUUGAAACUGGUUGCUAUGGGCAAUCCCCUGCUCGAUAUGCAGAUUCGCGACGGCGAGGAGGUGCUGAGGAAGUACGGCCUCAAGGCCAACGAUGCGGUGCUGGCCUCGCCUGUCCAGCUGAGCAUCUACCAGCACAUCGUGGAGAACUACCAAGUCACCUACGUGGCUGGUGGUGCGGCUCAGAACACGGCGCGCUGUGCCCAAUACGCUCUUCCUGAGGGAUCCACUGCUUAUCUCGGGUGUGUCGGCAAUGACGACCUGGCGAACCAGCUACGUGCCGCCAACGACCGCGAGGGACUGCAGUCGGUGUACCAGGUUAACUCGGAGACAGCCACUGGCUCGUGCGCUGUGGUGAUCACUGGCCACGACCGCUCUUUGUGCACUAACCUGGGCGCUGCGGAGAAGUUCACCAAGGAACACCUCGAGAGUGCCGACGCCAAGGCUGCGAUUCAGGCGGCCCAGUUCUACUACUUGGGUGGCUUUUUCCUGACCCAUGGUGUGGAGAGCGCUCUGUCGCUCGCCCAGCACGCGAAGGAGGCCGGCAAGUUCUUCUCGAUGAACCUGUCUGCACCCUUCAUUCCGCAAUUCUUCAAGGCACAGGUCGAGCAGGUGCUCCCGUACGCUGAGCUCGUAAUUGGCAAUGAGUCCGAGGCGGAAGCGUGGGCAAAGGCCGUGGGUGUGGACACCACUGACCUGAAGGAGAUUGCGCAGAAGAUCGCCGACUCACCCUCGGAGCUCAACAAGCCGCGCACGGUGCUUAUUACCCAUGGCGCCGAGGCAACCAUCCGCGCUGUGCAGGGCGAAAAGGAGGCCUUUGUGCACCCAACCCCGAAGGUGCCGGCGGACCAGAUUGUCGACACAAACGGUGCCGGUGAUGCUUUCGCUGGUGGUGUGCUCGCCGGCCUCAUCCUCGGCAAGCCCAUCGAGCAGGCCAUUGACCUGGGCCACCGCCUGGGCGGCAUGUGCAUUGGACAGGUGGGCCCUGUGCUCAAGUUUCUCUACAUUUAG